UUCCAUUACAUUUAUAUCUUUCUGGCCUAUUCCUUGACCUUGAAAUUCACGGACAAAAGCCACGAGGAAAGGUAGUCCCUUUUCGAAUGAAGCGGGCGAAGGUAGAGGCUGAGAAUUUGGGCUCCGCGGCAAAAGGGGUGGCUUCUCCUCCGCCGCCACCGCCUCUGCCGCCACUGCUCCCAAGGAGCUGGGCUAGGAGGACAGCCUCGGCUGAAUGCAUAACAAACAGAGAGAUUGCCGAGUUCUGGAGGCGGAAGCGCACCGAGGAAGAAGAUCACCUGCUAGCUGCGAUCAAGGCUGCUGCCCGGGUCCGGGCCCGUAAAUUCUCGGCUGAUAACUACAAGCACUUCAUAGAGUCCCUCGAAGAUGCUGACGACGAUCCUAAGGGGAAGAACAGUGAUACUGCUGCUUCCCGGAACACAGAGAACUAUGAGAAUGAAGUGCGAGUCGGGAUAAAAGACUGGUGGACGAAGAGCAACUACGCGUACCUAAACCAACCUGCACUUGGUUUGGUUGAAAAACCCAGAAGCCGAGCUUCGAGUUACACUCCCAAUUGCUUCUCCUACAAGCCCACUCCUUUUUAUGCUACUUCACUUGGAGUAUUUUAGUUGCAUGAUCCAAUAAAAUGGUUGUCUCAAUUCCUUGGUUGUAUUUAUGAUUGGGUUUGCCUUUUCAAUGAUGUGAUCUAAAAUUUAAUAAGUGGGUUACGUGUUUGUAAUAGUUGUCAUCUGUAUAAUAAUAUCAAUAAAUUGAUUUGAAUGUUACGUUGGUUUCCUUUCCGUA
Punica granatum (pomegranate) is the source of this 783-nucleotide messenger RNA. The record is from RefSeq and is a predicted model, not a curated record. NCBI's taxonomy places the organism in Eukaryota, Viridiplantae, Streptophyta, Magnoliopsida, Myrtales, Lythraceae.